Fomitiporia mediterranea MF3/22 is the source of this 5727-nucleotide messenger RNA. RefSeq names its product kinesin. Bases 1 to 5727 code for a protein of 1908 amino acids. NCBI's taxonomy places the organism in Eukaryota, Fungi, Basidiomycota, Agaricomycetes, Hymenochaetales, Hymenochaetaceae. Gene Ontology annotation, biological process: mitotic spindle organization; microtubule-based movement. The transcript has 8 exons. The record is from RefSeq and is a predicted model, not a curated record. Gene Ontology annotation, molecular function: microtubule motor activity; microtubule binding; ATP binding.
AUGGCCCCGUCCUCCAGUGCGGCGGCGACAACGUCGGUCCAAGUCGCCCUGCGAAUACGGCCGACCACUAAACAGGACACAACCACCAUUCCGACGCGCUUUCAGCGCACUGUCAUUCAUGCAAAUUCAAAUCAAGUCGUUUCUGUAGAUCCAAUAAGUGUACAGAAUGUCAAUGGCGUCGGCGCUGGGCCAGUUGCUGCCCCGAGCACGCCAAGCAAGAAGCAAACAUUCGCGUUCGAUCAGGUUCACGGUCCCGAAACCUCGCAGUUCGACCUCUUUAGGGAUACAGCUGCUCCUCUUCUGUCUCGAUUCCUCGAGGGUUACAACUGUACAAUCCUUGCAUAUGGCCAAACGUCCAGUGGGAAGACGUACUCUAUGACUGGUAUUGAUCUUGAUGCCGAUCCCGCUGACCCUUCCAACGGAAUGGGCAUUAUUCCUCGCUCGAUUUCCGAGAUAUUCUCGCGAGCAGCGGCGUUAAAGGAAGAACGCUCCGGUGCUUGGUCAUACAGCAUCAAAGGUUCCUUCAUCGAGCUCUAUAACGAGGAAUUGAUUGACCUCCUUAGCUACGAUGACAUGAAUGGCGGUCGGCGCGAUGUACAAAUCAGAGAAGACAAGCACGGACAUAUCAUUUGGGAUGGGUUACGAGAAGUUUCCGUUCGGAAUUCGAACGAGGUCAUGAAUCUCAUUCGGCAGGGAACUGCUAUUCGUAGGACGAACGAGACGGAUAUGAAUGCACAGUCCUCACGCUCACAUGCAAUCUUCUCUUUGACCCUCACCCAGCGCAAGUAUACCGGGUCUGGUCUGCCUCCGCGUUCUGCUACGCCCUCUGGCACCGUUCGUUCGCCUUCACGCCUCGCUCGGCCUGCAUCACAUCAGUUCAACAGCAACACCGCCGGCUCUACGCGCGUUUCUUCGCCAACAUUUGGACGACCGCCAACUCCGAGUUUUGCUUCUGCUAUGGGUCGAGGUGGUGGGACUCUUCGUCCGUCGAGUGCCAUGGGUUCGCACUCUGCUGAUGGAAGAGCAAAAAAUGUAGAUGAUGACUCUGGCGAAUGGAUUACUAUUGUUUCCAAGUUCCAUUUCGUCGACCUCGCUGGUUCUGAGCGACUUAAACGCACCGCUGCCGCCGGUGAGCGUGUGAAGGAAGGUAUCUCCAUUAACAGCGGACUGCUUGCUUUAGGCAACGUCAUCUCUGCUCUUGGGGAUCCGUCUCGUGCCAAGUCCCAUACCGCAUCUCACGUCCCAUAUCGUGACUCGAAGCUCACUCGACUUCUCCAAGACUCUUUGGGAGGGAAUGCUCACACGCUCAUGAUUGCAUGUGUUAGCCCUGCAGAGUGGAACGCAGGAGAAACAAUCAACACUCUCAAGUAUGCAAAUCGUGCACGUAAUAUUAAGAAUAGAGCAGUCGUGACUGAGAAGGAGGAGGGUUGGGACGAUCUCGAAUGGCUUCAGAAUAUGGUCACACGUCUUCGCAAGGAAAUGAAGGGUCUCAAGGAAGGUAGCGCGGUUUCCGUACGUGGAGACGCUGGUGAAACGGAGGGUGCAAGCAAGAAGGUGCUGACCCAAAUGGUUGAGCUGCAGUCUAAUUACGAGGAUCUGCGGGCGAAGUUCGUUGAACGGACGGAAGAACUCACACGGCUUCGUCGCGAACUCGGCGAGCGGCAUCGUAAUUCUACUUCUGGAACCAUCUCAGGCACAGCAAAGUAUGAAGAGAUCGUCGGACCGGUCAUCGAGGAAUACGAGAAGACGAUCAACGCGAUGGAAGCUGAACUGAGCUUGAACCGUGCUGCCCUAAGGCAUACUAACGACUUAGUGGAAGAGAAAGAGGAAGAACUUGCGCAGCUCACGGAGCGGCACUCUGCGACGGAGAUGUACGUCGAAGAGCUGAAAAGUCGGGUGAGCAAACUUGCCGAACGCGAGGCGUCCACCGAAGCGUACAUCCGUGAUCUUGAGGAAAAGAUCAAGCUGCAGGAGGAUACAACAGUGUCAUCCAGUGAAUCUGUGACUGACCUCAAGCGCGAGAUAGCCAGGUUCAAGGAGAGCGAGGGACAAUCUGCUCAUUAUAUCGCAGAACUUGAGGGUCGUUUGGCACGCUGUGACGAGUCCAUCUUGACCCUUCGCUCUCAGGUGGAAAAGCUCGAAAGUGAGAGCGACUCUAAGCGAAGGGAGGUCGAAAUUCUGCAGGCCCGUCUUGACGGUAUCCUUAACGACGGUGAGUCAUGGCGAAGCGACCUUGAAGAUCGUGAGAAGCGUGUGCGGGAACUCGAGGCAAAGAUGGAGGAAUGGCAGUCGAAGCGCCUGGAAACCAACAACCAGAGGGCGCGUCUCGGCCAAAUCAAUUCUGAGGUGCAGCACGCUCGCCGCAGUCUCGAACUGGACAUGGCUCAAGCUGCGAAAGCUAUAAAAAUCGUGCAUCCUGAAUCAACAAGCAUUGACGAUGAACCUUCCGGCGAUGAUGACGAAUCUCUUCAGCAUCAGCUGAAGAAUCUGCGUGAGACUCACGCAGCCACUCUUGCCGACCUGUCUUCGGUAACAUCCAAGUAUCGUGAUGCAUUGAAAGAGAUAUCGGAUUUAGCGGCACAGAUCAAUGAAAUUAAGCUUGGUAGCCCAUCGGGCUCAGACGAGCUGGACCGACAGCCCGAGACGCCUAUCAGUACAACACGACGCCGGCCAGGGAUACGUUCUCGAGAACCGAGUGAAGGUCAUCUCAACACAACUGGUCGUCAACUUUUUUUCCGGCAGGCGGCCUCGACGGAGUCGCUGCGCUCGAGGUCGCUGUCGCAAUCGCAAUCGCUUUCGCAGGAGCUUUACUCGGCGCGUUCGCGCAUGCUUUCAUCACCUGAAAUCAACGGAGUUGGUAUCAGCGGCGUCACCCCUCCACUUGGACAUGCUAACCGGCACUCUCCUGGUGGUUUGCGGCCCAACCUGUCAAUCUCCUUGCCUAUCGGACCAGGUCACGAACGAUCUGUACCGAGUCUUGAGAAGGAAAUAAUGCGUCUCCAGGAAGUCCUAAAGGAGCGCGAAGCCGAAAUCACAAGCCUUGAAUCUACUCUAAAAGAUAAGGAGAAGCAGUCAAGCCGCCGUAGCGAAUUCUUAAGCAACGGUCAUCGUGAAUCGCGUGGUUCGGAUCUAUCGCCGCAGAUAAUGAAUCAAAUCAAUGCGAUUCGGAAGAGCAUGGAAAUUAGGAACCCGCCACCUGGUCUUGCGGCAGACAAUGAGCCUCUCGAUAGGCUAAAUGAACUCAUGUUGUCGAUGGCUCAGAAGGAAGCUCAACACCAUGAGGAAGUUGAGGAACUUAAUGAUCAACUCGCUCAGAUUCGUAGGCAAUAUGACGACCUUACGAAACUUUCGCGUGACCAGACCAUGAACAUGUCAACAGAGCUAGAUUCGCUUCGGACUGAACACCAGGAUGUCAUGGCCGAUCUUGACGCACUCCGGAAGCGCGAGGCUAGUCUUCUUGAGGAACGUACGCUCCUUGAAGAACAGCACGAGGAGAGUCUUAAGCAGUUAAAGGCGCACCAUGAGCAGGCGUUGUGCGACAAGCAGGCUGAAGUAGACGCCUUGCUUGAACGUGUCAAAGAAAGUUUGAAUGCGGAGCAAGAUGACAAAUUGAUUGAUCUUCAGAAACAGCUCGCCGACGCUUCCGAUGCUUUGACAAAGUCUCAUCACGAACAUGAGGCAUUCGGAAAAUUGAAGUCAGAACACGAGGAGGAGCUCCGGAAGCUAAAAGAAGACGUCGAUAGGACGCUCGCACAGGCACAGGAAGAGCACAAGGCGGAAAUUACGAAACUCGUUUCGGAGCACGAGGCGUUGGUGAAGGAGAAGGAAGAUACGCUCCACCGUACUGAGGAAGAGUAUUAUCAGGCCUUGAGCAAGCUUCGUGUGGAUCAUGCCGACGCUCUCUCGAGGAAGGACGCAGAGAUGCAAGCUGCUAUUGACCGUCUCAAGGAAGAGCAUGCUGGAGCGGUUAAGAUGGCAGAACUCGCAAGAGAAGGGUCUCUCACUGAAUCCCAGUCGCAGCAGGUGGAACUGCUGAAGCAGCUGCAGGAUGAACACGAUUCUGCAAUCGACAAGAAGGAGGUUGCCUUUGCGGAGGACUUGCGGAAGCUGAAGGAGGAGCAUGCCACUAUUCUCGAGAAGAAACAGCUUGAUCACUCGGCGUCCGUCGAACGACUGAAGUCAAAGCAAGCAGCUCGACUCGCGGAGCUUGAAGAAUCAAAGAACCUAGAGAUUGAAGCGCUGCAGAAGACAUUAGCAACAACACUCGAGCAACACGAUGAAGCGAAGCAAACCCUUUCUGCGGAGAAAGAGGCAGCUUUACGGGAACUUCAGCAGCAGCAUUCGAAUUUGCUUACGGACGUUCAGCGGUCUCAUGAGGAAAGUUUGUCCAAACUCAAGGAGGAAUUUCAGACAUCGUCGCAACAAGCUGAUGCUGCUCAUGAAGAGUCACGUAGAAAGCUCCAGGAGCAGCAUGCUGAAGAGAUUCUGAAAAUGAAAGCCGAGCACCAACAGAUUGUCUCUGAGUUUGAGAAUGCCAAUGUGGCCGCCCUGGACCAGCACCGCCAGGACUUGGAAAACGCACGUUCGCAGAGUGAGGCGCUUCUCGCGCAAGAGCGGGAUCGCUUGUCGAAAACUUUGGCCGAUGCCGAAGCAAACUUCUCGCAGGAACGCGAGACACUGCGCAAGGACCAUGAACUGCUGCUGGAAGAAGUGGCUUCAUAUAAGGCUGCUGCAGAUGAUUACGUUAUUGCACAGGAAGAGACGAGGCGAAUGCAUGCAGAUGCACUUGCAGAAAAGGACAAGGUUAUUGCGUCUCUGCGUGAAGGCUCGGAGGCAAUGCAGAUCGAGCGCUUGCGAUAUGAAUCCGAGCUCGAGGAUCUUCGAAAGGCGCUUGCGUUGUCAGAGACGGAGAACAAGAAGUUGUCGCAGACUGUAGCUCAACGCGAACGAGUGGCUGAAGAACUCGAACGACAGCGCACCCUGUUGAAUGAGACUCGAGCCGAGCUGCAAAAGACGAAGGAGCAUAGCAAGCACGAUGUUCCUGCCGGUUUACCUUCUCGACCUGGCCCCGACCGUCGCGCUGGUAUGUCGAAACUUCCGCCACUCACUCCUCCACCCUCCGUCCCGCCGCCGCCUGCACCGAAAUCCGUCCCUCCUUUGCCGUCAAGUGUACCUAUGGAUGUUGCGAACAGUGUAUCCUCGCAAUCAAAUACACUACGUAGUUCGGCUUCCUCCCGCGAAUCCAAUCCGGAAUCCCCUGCAACCUCGACGAGUGGCACCUCAGUUGCCGCAACUGCGACAGAUCCGAAGAUCUCGACUCAGCUUGAGGAGCAAGCGAAGCACAUCGAGGAGCAGGAGGUCAUGAUUAAGACCCUGAACAAGCAGCUGUCGCAUUGUGAGAGUGAUUUGCAAGCUCAUAUGGACCUCGUGUCAACGUUAGAGACCUCUCUUGGUGAUUCGGAGAAGAACUUACGCAAAGCUCGAAUGCAGGCCACCGAGCUUGCGAGGGAACGAGAUACACUCAAUACCCGAUUAGAUGCCAUGCGCCGUGAGCUUGAUGAAGCACGGCGCGAGCUUGCCGCUGUCCGACGAUCUGUGAUAGAAGAGAAGCAGUCACUAGAGAGCCGCCUUGAUGAGGAGAGGAGAGCGAAAGAACGGGUCCGACAACAACUUGACAUGCGCGUAGAGGAACUUCAGAAGCGCAAGUCGAAGUUUGUAUGCUUAUAA